CAAUAAUAAGCGACAACGUUACAAGACGGGCUAUAUUAGUCUAGCUCACAGGCUUCAUUAUGAAUGCGUUUUGUAUGCUUUAAUAUUUGACUGAUAUGCAAAGAAUGGACGCGAAGCUUUAAGGACUGACAGCACACCCCUCCCUUGGCUAAUAAAUAACUUUUCUAACUUUUGCCAUUGCUGGCAUAUGCUAUCCGCCAAGUCUCGAGGCAUUCCCUAUACAACGCCGAGUGUUUGGGAGUUUUCAGUCGAAUAUAUGCCUGAGGACAGGCUCCUGUUGAGUGGCAGUGGGACCAGCUUCAUUCUGAGCCUGGAAGCAGAGUCUCACUGAGGAUCAGAGCAGCUGUAUAAUUCUGAGGCACCGACAGUGGGAGUGACACCACCAAAGCCCAUCCAAACAUGUCGCUUUAGGAUCGAGUACACAACAUGGCUUCAUACUGUCCUGUCUGAAAUGCCACUAGGACUAUGUCUUCAUGCACUCAUUCUGAGAUGGAGUAUUUUAGCACAACAGGAGAGAACUCUUUGUCCUCUGUGAAAUCUCUCAGAAUCACUGAUGGGAACAGCAGCAUCAGAUGGAGGACAGCUAGAAGUGAAAAUGUUAACUCUCUCAACACAGCAGAUGCACACUUCGGAACUACUCUAAAGCCUGACCAAAUGAAAACCGAGACUGAUGAACCGGAUCAUGUUAAACCGGAGCAGCGUAUACACAUUGCAGUUAAAACAGAGCCUGAGAAACAGAUUCAAAUUCAUCCACAACAAGAAGUCAUCAGACACAAUGGCAUUUCAGCAGGAAAGAUACUGCAGGUUGAAUCGAACUGCGGUUUUGCUGACAUUCAGAUUGAAACAGAAAAGGAUCCGAAAGAAUAUGGUACUCUUAGAAUGAGGAGGUCAGGUCUGCAGGGUGAUGGAAUUUACAGUGAGGGGUUAAACCUGAGGACUCUGAGUGAAAUUGACCUGGAUGGCAAAGACCGUGGGAAACAUUUACAAAGCUCAGAGGUCAAAGAAAGACUGAAAGACAUUCACACAGGAGUGAAGUCAUACACAUGCAGACUGUAUUCUUGCCCUGACUGUGGAAAGACCUUCAGGAAAUCAGGAAACCUGAAGAGACAUCAGCUGAUUCACCAGCGAACCCACCCCAAAGUGAACACAGGGCAGGAGCCAUAUUCUUGCUCAGAUUGUGGCAAAAGCUUCUGUCAUUUAGGAAACUUGAAACAGCAUCAGCUAACUCACACAGAUGAAUCAUACUCUUGCACAGUCUGUGGGAAAGUUUUCUUUCGUCUAGGGACCUUAGAACGGCAUCAGUUGCUUCACACAGGUGAGAGACUGUACAACUGCAGUGAAUGUGGAAAGAGCUUCACUCACUUGGGGAGCUUACACACUCACGAGAGAAUCCACAAAGGAGGAAAAACAUACAUUUGUACAGAAUGUGGACAGAGGUUUUGUCGGUUAGGAAGUUUUAAAGAACAUCAGCGCAUUCACACAGUUGAGAAAGAAUACACCUGCAUUAUUUGUGGCGAUAGUUUUAAUCACUUGGGGCACUUCAAACAGCACAAGCAAGUUCACACCAAAGAAACAUUACUCAUGCCCUGAAUUCAUUAUUGAUGCUUUUGGUGAACUUGGUUAUAUUAAACAACACAGCAUUGUAACUUUUCUUUUUUCGAAGACACUGAAGCAAAAAAAUAAAAUAAUCUGAAAUUUGAAAUCACAUUUUUUACGAUUAUUCAAAUAUGAUAUCAACAUAGCAGGAAACGUGCUACCUACACAUGACUUUUCAUGAUUUUUUUUAUUUUGCCAGCAGAGAACUUAGGGUUCUGGGGGACUGCUAGAGGUUCCUUUGGAAAAUCACUGCUUUAUAAAAUUUAUAAUGGCCUCCCUUCUGGUUCUACAACACUGUGAGUGAGAACCGCAUCUCUUGCAUGAUUUCACAUCAUGUUUAAAUCUUUAUAUCAUAUAUUACAGUGUUUUUACCAUACAUGCUAAGAUAGAAAUGUUUUGUACUUCUGUUCUCCCUUUACUGUUACAAUGGUAAAAUCAUACUUUCACUUGUACACAUUUUUGUUAUUUUUUUCCUUCCAAGUAAUUUCCUUACAUUUCAGAGAC
Messenger RNA from Conger conger (European conger), 2100 nucleotides. RefSeq names its product zinc finger protein 484-like. The record is from RefSeq and is a predicted model, not a curated record. Lineage: Eukaryota; Metazoa; Chordata; Actinopteri; Anguilliformes; Congridae. Gene Ontology annotation, biological process: regulation of transcription by RNA polymerase II. The transcript is spliced from 3 exons. The coding region runs from base 466 to 1590 and encodes 374 amino acids. Gene Ontology annotation, molecular function: DNA-binding transcription factor activity; RNA polymerase II cis-regulatory region sequence-specific DNA binding.